Ostreobium quekettii is the source of this 466-nucleotide messenger RNA. Lineage: Eukaryota; Viridiplantae; Chlorophyta; Ulvophyceae; Bryopsidales; Ostreobiaceae. The record is from the annotation of a GenBank genome assembly.
AUGAAGGCGGAACUGGAGAAGGGGUUUGACAGUUCGAAGGCGCAUCCCCAGGCCCUGGUUCGCAACAGGUUUGCCCUUAUGUUCUGGGAAAUGGUGAAGUUCGUCACAGCACGGCAGUGGACCAUCACCCUCCGUGACAAGGCCCUGUUUCUUGGCCGGGUGAUGCAGGUGGUGAUAAUCGGGCUCCUGAUUGGCUCAUUGUACUUUGACCUGGACAAGUCCCUUGAAGACUCGCGACCUUUCAUGUCUGUGUCAUUUCUGGGAGUGAUGUUCUUGGCGAUGACAGCGCAGCCAGAGGGCAUGGAGACCCUGGCAUCCAAGCCCGUUUUCUUCAAACAGGCUGACAACAACUUCUGCUCAGCGACUUCAUAUGCAUGGGCAAUGUCCUUGACUGCUGUUCCAACAGCGUUCUGUGACACUGUCGCCUACAGCAUCGUUACAUACUUCAUGGUCGGAUACACAACAG